Molecule: messenger RNA, 1122 nt
Organism: Serendipita indica DSM 11827
Lineage: Eukaryota; Fungi; Basidiomycota; Agaricomycetes; Sebacinales; Serendipitaceae
Source: the annotation of a GenBank genome assembly
AUGUUGUCGUUUUGGAGGAGUAAACCUACUGCGUCGUCGACUGCUAACGACGAGACGAAUGGGGACCGCGAUUCAGCGAGCCCCCCGCCGCCGAGCGUUGUCACCGAGACGGCGACACCACAGCCUACGGCCGCUCCAAAGCCCCGUAAACCACGCAAGAGCACCAAAAAGGCCGCCCCCGCGGGCGAAGGCGGCGAGGUCCAGAAAGAGGGUGCGGACAAGGUAGAGGCUACGCAACCGGACGUAUCCAACCUCGGUGGACUCAAGGAGCUCAUUCACACUGUUCCCCCAAAGACUCUUUAUCAGUUUAUGGUACAGAGACUUGAUAUCCAAAAGCCAGGAGCACGAGGGAAGAAGAAACCCAAUCCAAAUGCAUUCCCCACGCUCGAGAAUGACUUUCCGGUCCUGAGCUCGUUCUUCACGGGCCUCGUCGUACCUCCCAAGAAGCAUUGCUUGCGAUGCCAUUCGGACUAUUUCGAUAUUGAGAACGGGCCUAGGAGCUGUGUGAGAGAACACGACGAUGACAGUGCCGUAGUCCGGCGAUCCGCCCAGGGUAUCCACGAGACCUUUUGGGGAUGCUGUGGACAAACUGUGGAUGGAGACGGUGACCAAGGACCACCUGCCGGUUUCUGCUUCAUCGGCACGCACACUUCUGAUCGCGAAGAGGCGCGAUACCGCCAGGAUGGAACUCCCGAAGACGACAAGCUCGGAGAUUGCGCAAAGCUUCGCUGUGGUACGCGCAAGCCUAAGCGCAAGCGUGCCACUUCGAUGGCCGACGACUCGGAGGAGGACAUGGACUUGAGUGCCCUGGAACCCCGGGAACGCCAUGCGAGACGUAAGAGCGAGGCGGGUCCCGUGAAGUACCUCGAACUCCAGAGCGAUGAGGACAUUGUCAUGUCGGACGAGGAGGAAAAGAAGUCCAAACCCAAAGCUGCCGGAGGCCGGGGCAAGAAAAAGACGGCUGAAAAGGACAAAGAGGACAAGAACGAGACGCCGGAACCAUCAAAGCCGCCGCGAGCCAAGGCGACUGGCCCAAAGGCAAAGAAGGCCCAGGAUGAAGCGGCUCCACCAACGGAAAAGAGCACGAAAAAGGCGACUAAGAAACGAAAGACGGAGGACUAA